AUGGGGAAUGCUGCGAGCGGCGAGACGGAGCCCGCGAGGCUCAAGGAGGAGCUGGCGGAUAUGCAGCGUUCUCUACAGGCGCUAAGUGCGCGCUGUCGGCCUCCACCCGUGCUUCGUCCCGGUCAAUUGUCAAUCGACAACAUGAUAAUUGGCACUCGAGAGGAGGUAAAGGUGGUCUUAGGUCCCGUGGUGGGCAAAGUGGAGUUUCAACGUGCUCGGGUGCUGCUGGAAGUGAACCGUCGAGCAGUUGUGACAGCUCAUGUGUCAACUCUCGAUGCUGCCACGAAUGCCAUGGUGGAGGUGCCGCAGUGUCGACUGUCGGUGCAGUGUGAAGCAGAUCAACCUGCUGUCUUCACGUUCUAUCGGUUGGUACCGGGGAAGCGCUAUGCCGUGACAUUUGGGGGACUUCGAAAGGAGGACGUCGAGGCGAGUCGAGCACGCUUCCAGACCCAAAGCUUAGAGCAUGGGAACAGGUUGAACGUCGUGGCUGUGAGUGGAGACAAUGUGUACGAUCUAGAAAGCGGGGAAACAACUCUGUGGAGAGAGAUUCGGGAGCGAGUAGAGCAGAGAGAGACGCAAAUUGUGCUGCAUCUGGGAGGGCAAGUCGCGAUGGAGCGGAUGUUCGACAAGGCCGUGCAGUUGCUUUUGCUCCACGGAGAAGGGCUGAGCUACAGUGCGACAGACUGGUUGACAAUGGAGACAAAGGCCACGGAUAUUCUCCGAUCGGCGUAUAGGACGCAGUGGAUGCUAGCGCCAAACUUGAAAUUCGUGCUCGCGAACUCCAGCAAUUUGAUGAUAUGGGAUGACGCUGACAUUUACCCGCGGUUCACAACGCGCGAUGAGUUCUACAUCGACCACGAACAGCCGACACUUUUGAUGCAAGUCAUUCGAACUGUCACGCGCUGCGCACGACGUCUCUACCACGAAUAUCAACGGCAGCUUUGGGAUGACGACUUCAAGCAGCUCAUUGAACGCGAGGCCUUGGCCUCAACCGCUCAGAUCUUCGCUCUGUCGAAUCAGAUCCCAAAAGCUGUGGAGGAGCUGGAGCUGCAGAAGAAGCGACACGACAUCGACGGUGCGAGACGCGUGGAGAAAAAUCUUCGAGCUGUGGAGGCCGAAAAAGUAAAACUGGAGAAGCAACUGGUGAGCUACAACCAGCUUUUGGCCCCGCAGCGAGGCGAAGAGUUUCUGUAUCAAGUGGGGAGUAUUGGUAUCCUCGUAUUGGACUUGCGUAGCAGCCGAUUGGAGCCUGGAGGGUCGCAAGCGCGUGAGAAUGAACUGCUGAGCAACGUGCAGUGGCGAUUCAUCGACGAAACGCUUGAGAACGCCGACAUUCGGCUUCUUUUGGUUUGUUCCGAGACCCCGCUCAUAGACGACGCUGUACUGGACGAGGGAAGCUCUGUCGACGCUCGUUCUGGCGAGGUUGCAACGUCAUGGAGUGCAAAUAGUGCAGCCCAAACUCGUCUUCUGUCGCAGUUAUUCGACUGGAAAGUUCAGCAGCCAAGUCGCCAGUUUGUAGUUCUCGCAGGUGCGAAUCCAGUGCGCUGCUUUGCCCAAAUGCGAGUGAAAGACGCAAAGCUGCGGACCGAAGCGGAACAAGUUACAGUCGGGGCAAUUUCUGCUGCACCGCAUGGCUCGGAGAUCCCAAAGAGAAGCGGACUUGUCCACGGUCGAUUCGAGUUCGAGCACCUGGGAGAUGUCAUCAACCAGAAAUGUUUCGUGGAGCUGAAAGUGGAGAGCGGUCCACGCAGCGUCGUGGAAAUGAACCGAAUCGGCAAAGACCAGCACAGCGAAAACCUGCCCAAAGUUCUGUGCGGACCGGUGGUCGGAUGGGUAGACGAUUGGAGCGCUGUGAUCCUGCUAGAAGUCGACAGAGAUGCUGAUGUUGUGUGCUUGGUGGAGAACCCUCUGACACGCGAGAGUCGCCGUGUCUUCCAGCGCUUCUUUGCUGACCAAGCCAACUCCUUUUUCAUCACACAUUUGCGAUCGGGACACUUUUAUCGCGUUUGCUUUGAGAACAUUCAGCAUCCAGAGCAAUUUCACGCUAGCUUUACGACGGUGGCGAAGUCUCCACAACAUGCAAAGGCCCCACUGUGGCAUUCAAUUGCGGAGAACACAGUGGAGAUGCCUUUCGUUGACCUCAACUUGACUGUGCUCUUAGGUGGCCAGUUCUUCCCACAAUCCAACGUCCACGUCCACGAAGCUUUGAUGUACCGAGCCACGUGGAAUGCUCCUGGCGUUCGAGAGAGUUUGGCGCACGGCGCACAUCUUUUACUGACGAAUGAAAUGGAUCAACUCCCAGUCAACAAUCAAGACGGUGAAGCUCAGCAGAGUGUUAGUGUCCGGGAAUUGCUGACGAGAUUCCACGUCCGGUACCAAAAUUUGCUUCUCCCUCCUUCCAAGCGACUACGCGGCGAGGAAGUGCGGUGGCGUAAGCCUCUGUGUCACAGCUUUGGGGCCUUUGGGCUGUUUGUGCUUCCUAUUCAGGAGCUUGGAGGCUCGUGUAUUCACGAAUGCACCUGGGAAGCUCUUCGAGUGUUACUGGCCACACCAAAGCUAUCCACGCUACUUCUUGUAUCAACUGAGGCGCUCUUCGACGAAUCUCUCGAAGAGAUUAGCGAGAAAGCGACUUGUUUUCAACUGGCAACGAGAGGAUGA
This is a messenger RNA of Phytophthora infestans T30-4, 2658 nucleotides long. RefSeq lists its product as uncharacterized. The coding region runs from base 1 to 2658 and encodes 885 amino acids. The transcript is spliced from 7 exons. The record is from RefSeq and is a predicted model, not a curated record. Lineage: Eukaryota; Oomycota; Peronosporomycetes; Peronosporales; Peronosporaceae.